Molecule: messenger RNA, 4276 nt
Organism: Xiphophorus hellerii (green swordtail)
Lineage: Eukaryota; Metazoa; Chordata; Actinopteri; Cyprinodontiformes; Poeciliidae
Gene: klhl29
Product: kelch like family member 29
Exons: 15
Coding region: 430-3054 (874 amino acids)
Molecular function (GO): protein binding
Source: RefSeq, a predicted model, not a curated record
GUAAAGUGGCCACACGGUGAGCCUGCCAGUCCGUCCGAGCGAGUCGCUCACAGCGCAGAUCCGCCGCUGCCGCGCAACGAGCGCACAGAGACGCGUCUUCCCAGUCCCGUCCUCUGUCCACACUUAAGCGACGAGCCUGGGCCGAGCACCGAGGGGGUCUACUCGCAGAGCAGCGCACGGCCACCGCACAGUGUUGCUCCACUGGCUGUAAAAUGCAACUGCGGUCUUUGCGGGAUAAAGACAGCGCUCACGCAUAACCAUCGCCGUAGCGAAACAAGGACAAACGCCCGGAGGAGGAGGCGACAGGAGCGGCGAGCGGAAGCAGAGGUGCAGACGACAAUACUCCAAAGGUCUAAUUUGUCUGUGAUGAGCAUCCCCAUCCACUGGAGACCAAAGGCCUGCCCCCGUUCUUCCCGCUGAGAGGAAGUGAUGUCACGUCACCACCACCGCUUUGAGAGGGACUACCGGGGGCCCUGGGAUCGGAGAGACAUCCGUCCCUCUGGCCUUCACAAUGGAGGAGCCAACCAUAGCUGUGCCUCUGCCGUCGUCAAUGGCAACAACCGUCCGGGGCUGCUUCCCCUCCCGGUCAUCCCUUCUCUCCUCCCCACUCCGGUUACAGUUGCCGUGACAACGUCGAGCUGUGACCUAGUGGUCAAGCGAGGCAUCACGGCGGCAGGAUCAGUGGCUCCAGCGUCGGCCAAGGUCUCCGGACUGUCUCCUGGAGACAACCAGACUCCAGGACUGCUGCUGGCUCCGGGAGUCAGGUGGGGACAGACGCCCAUCAACCAGCUCACGCCCUGGGAUACAGACGAGCCCCCUGCCAAGCAACACAGAGACGGCGAGCCCACCGGUCCAGCCUGGGCUGCACCAGUAGCUGCUGUAAGCCAGCAGAGUCUCCUGCCCCAUUCCUAUGGCCUCCCUCAACCUCCGUCCUUCAGCCACAGUGUGACCGCGCAGUCACCCAUCAUAGGAGUAACCCCGUCCAUCCAGACACAAGUGGCCCCGCAGCAUCCCCUCAUGACCACCCACUUCCAGCUCACACCGCAGUCGACUCAGCAGGGGCCCUCCUUGGUGCUGAGCAUGCCCAGUCAGCCUCCAUACCCGGCAGCUCAGCCAACGGUUACACCGACCGCCCUCACUGCCCAAGCCAACCCGGUGGUUCAUCCAAACCCUCACAGCUUGAUGGGCAAUGGCCACUUAACCUCUCACUCCAGUCUCCUCCAGCCCCCUCCCCUUCCUCUCACCAAUGGACAGGCAGCAGUGCAUGCUCAGCCUACGCCUGCAGACAAUCAGGACGCUCCCAAUGGGUUGCAAAUGCUGCGGACGGUUGGGAGCGGGAAGUACGAGUUCAGUGACCCGGGACACCCCAAAGAGAUGUUGAAGGAGUUGAACCAACAGCGCAGAACAAAAGAGUUUACAGACCUGAAAAUUAUUGUUGAAGGCAAAGAGUUUGAAGUCCACCAAAAUGUUCUAGCUUCCUGCAGCUUGUAUUUCAAGGACCUGGUGAAAAGGUCGUCAGGUGAGACAAAGAGCGGGGAGAUGCUGGAGCUCACCAUGAGCAACAUCGGCGCUGAUGUGCUGGAGCUGCUGCUGGAGUUCGUCUACACGGGUUCGCUGGUUAUCGACUCGGCCAACGCCAAGACGCUGCUGGAGGCCGCCAACAAGUUCCAGUUCAACACCUUCUGCAAAGUCUGCGUCUCCUUCCUAGAGAAACAGUUGACUGCUGCUAACUGUCUGGGUGUGCUGGCCAUGGCUGAGGCCAUGAGUUGCACGGAGCUCCAUAACAUGGCCAAAGCGUUUGCACUUCAGAACUUCCCUGAGGUGGCAGGUCAGGAGGAGAUUUUAAGUGUGUCCAAGGAGGACCUGGUGACAUAUCUGUCCAAUGACAGCCUGAACACAAAGGCAGAGGAGCUGGUCUAUGAGACUGUCAUCAAAUGGAUUAAACAAGACCCCAGUUCAAGAGUACAGCAUUUAUCCGAGCUCUUGGCGGUGGUUCGUCUUCCCUUCAUCCACCCGUCCUACCUGCUCAACGUCGUGGACAACGAGGAGCUGAUCAAAUCGUCAGAGGCCUGUCGAGAUCUGGUCAACGAAGCCAAGCGUUACCACAUGUUGCCCCACGCGCGGCAAGAGAUGCAGACCCCCCGGACCCGGCCGAGGCUUUCUGCAGGUGUAGCGGAGGUGAUAGUGCUGUUGGGAGGGCGACAGGCCAUUGGGAUGAGCCAGCGCUCCCUGACAGCAGUCACAUGCUUUAACCCCCAGAACAGUAAGUGGUACCCGCUGGCCAGCCUGCCCUUCUACGACCGCGAGUUCUUCAGUGUCAUCUCAGCGGGAGACAACAUCUACCUGUCAGGUGGCACAGAGUCGGGCGUGAUGGUGGCCGACGUGUGGUGUUACAUGUCCCUGUUGGACAACUGGAACCUGGUGUCCCGGAUGACCGUGGCUCGCUGCAGACACAACAGCCUGGUGUAUGACGGGAAGCUGUACACCAUCGGAGGUCUGGGCGUGUCUGGCAACCUGGACCACGUAGAAAGGUACGACACCAUCACCAACACAUGGGAGACUGUUUCUCCUCUCCCUAAGCCGGUCCAUUCAGCGGCUGCCACUGUGUGUGGAGGAAAGAUCUACGUUUUUGGGGGUGUGAACGAGGCUGGCCGCUCGGCGGGCGUCCUCCAGUCCUACAUACCACAGACCAACGCUUGGAGCUUCAUUGAAUCACCCAUGAUAGAUAACAAAUACGCCCCUGCGGUGAGUCUAAAUGGUUUUAUAUUCAUUCUGGGAGGGGCCUACGCUCGAGCCACCACUAUCUACGACCCGGACAAAGGCAACAUCAAGGCCGGACCCAACAUGAAUCACUCUCGGCAGUUCUGCAGUGCCGUCGUCCUGGACGGUAAAAUCUACGCCACAGGAGGCAUCGUGAGCAGCGAGGGUCCCGCCCUCGGCAACAUGGAGACGUUCGACCCUUGCACCAACGCGUGGACGCUCCUGCAGUCGCUGCCCUGCCCGCUCUUCAGACACGGCUGCGUGGUCAUCAAGAAGUACAUCCAGAGCGGCUGACGGUAGCGCACCGGGUCGCAGCCAAACCACCAGCCGAACGAUGCGCGAUGACGGCAGCUCAGAGCCGGGUCUGUCGACCGUUUGGUCGGUUUGCAUCGAUCCGCACGGCUAACCCUGCAAACUCACACCCGCCCCCCCCUUCUCUCGUGAAACAAAACCCUGUGCAGAAUGUACCACAUGCUACUUAGCCAUGCCAGGUGACGAUGCCUAACCUCGAGUGCUGUACGUGUCAUGGUAGUAGUUCAUCCUCUCAUCCAACAGGCACAGGGACCUUCUUAGUAACUUAACGGUUUGUUUAAGUGGAGUUGUCUGGGUUUGGGGUUUUUUUUCAGUUGCGUCUCUGCCAGAUCGUUGUGAAUUCUCCACUUUCCCCUCGCCUCUGACCCACUCUGAGCUCAGUGAAAGCCAUCACCGGUCCAUGCUUUUUGUCAUUUUCAUUAAAUUCCGUUCGCCACGUCUGGGCUCCAUAAGACGGCUCUGACAUUUACACGGCGAGGAGGAAGCACGACGGAGUCGAGCGGGGCCGCUUUCCUCGUCAUCUGCGGGUCGGAGGGGGUUCCUUCUCGUCGCCGUGUCAGGAAGCAAGGUCCUUGUAUGGGGAUUUACGAGGUAGUUCCAGAACCAGACUGUGAACCCUCCGUGACCCAGUUUUUGUUGGGGUUUUUUGUUUCGUUUUAUAUUUUUGACGAAUAGUUAAACACAGAAGAUGGUCGAAUCUGGGUCACAUAGGGUUCACCGCUGAGAUUUCAAGAUUCGUGUUGGAGUUGCACAACAAGAGGGAAAUCGUGGGAGCUUUCCUCUACCUUUACUUUCUGGGACAAAGAUUACAUUACAGCAGCGAGGAGGAAUUUCUCUUUCUGUCGCCGUCUGAUCUGAUACUGAAGGUGGAGGAGAAAAAUAAAGCACAAUAUUCACCUGUGACUGUUAUCAUAGAUGUUAUCUGUUGAUUCAUGGGUUCUCAUCUUCCAUCAGCCCCCACCCUAUGUUCUGAUUUAUACAGUGUGUUUCAUUGCAGCCCACACAUGAUGGUGGGUUGAUAUUCUGUAAAUACAGGAAGGAAAUAUGUAUAUUUUACAACCUGAAAGCAAUUCUGUAUAAAUGUUUUUAGAAAAACAAGAAAAAAAAAGACUAUUAGGAUGGAUUCAACAUAUGUCUGUAAAUCUGUACCCAGAAAGGAGAAGCUAACAAUUGUUACUAUUAAACCCUAAUACAUAUACAAGAA